This is a messenger RNA of Strongylocentrotus purpuratus (purple sea urchin), 864 nucleotides long. Its product is annotated as A disintegrin and metalloproteinase with thrombospondin motifs 7-like. Gene Ontology annotation, cellular component: extracellular matrix. NCBI's taxonomy places the organism in Eukaryota, Metazoa, Echinodermata, Echinoidea, Camarodonta, Strongylocentrotidae. The record is from RefSeq and is a predicted model, not a curated record. Gene Ontology annotation, molecular function: metalloendopeptidase activity. Gene Ontology annotation, biological process: extracellular matrix organization. The transcript has 7 exons. Bases 1 to 864 code for a protein of 287 amino acids.
AUGAAGAGAUCACGCAUGACAGCAGCUGCACAGGGUUCUCGGUGUGGGAAAGACAAGUGGUGUAUAUCUGGAGAGUGUAUCGACAUCGAUGAACAUCCCGUGGUCAUCGAUGGCGGAUGGGGUCCAUGGAGCGAGUACUCUGAGUGUUCCCUGACGUGUGGACGGGCCGUCAAGUCUAAAGAGAGACACUGUAACAACCCAAGUCCAUCUCAUGGAGGAAGAUACUGUGUUGGUGAGAGAAAGAAGUAUACCAUGUGUAAGCUUCAGGAUUGCGUUCAUGAAUCUGUGAGUGUUCGUGCCAUGCAGUGUAGUACCUAUGAUACAAUCCAAUCGAAUGGUACUCAACUCGCAUGGAUUCCAGUCGAUGUCGAAGAUAAACCUUGUGAAUUGUUUUGCAGACGUCGUGAUCAAGCAUUGAUAAAGAAGAAGUCAGUUCACGUGACCAAUGGAACUCCCUGUACUCGCUUCUCACGUGAUAUCUGCAUUGACGGUAUAUGUCAGAUGGUUGGUUGUGAUAAUGUUGUCAGCUCAGGGGCGGUGGAGAACCGAUGCGGUGUAUGCCGCGGGGAUGGGUCAUCCUGCCUUACAAUUCAGGAUAGUUUCAACACGAAGUAUGGACGAGGUUAUGUGGAAAUCACCGUCAUCCCUGCCGGUGCUAGGAACAUCGUGUUGGAUGAAUUGGUCUCUUCCCAAAACUACCUGGCCAUUAGCAAUGCAUCAGGACAUGACCUGCUAAACAUGGAUUGGUAUAUUGAUUGGAGCGGGGAGUAUCAGGCCGCAGGGACCAUUAUCAGCUACGAGAGGAUAGACAACAAAGAACGAGUGGAGAUACUAGGUCCCAUCAGCGAACCACUGCACAUCUAA